AGAGGUCUACAAUUAGAUGGCCCUGGCAAUGAUGCAAAUGCCUUUUCCAAUGAUGCUAUGGAUACUCAACCAGCGAUUGGCCGUCCAACAUAUGGAUCAACACCAGUCUAUAGCAUACUUGGAAAACGGAUGAAAGAUGAUCCAAGCAACUGGUAUGUAUCCCUUAUAGAGGUGAAAAUAUAUAAACAGGUUAAGCACAACCUACUUAAUGUUUUUCCUAGUUAUCUUUUCCUUGCAUACUUUUUGAAAACACUAAGAAUUUUACUUAUGUCAAAUAAAUGGUUUGAAAAUAGAAUGGCAAUGAUUCUGAAAAGUCACCCCAUUAUUCAAGAGACAGUGUAA
Molecule: messenger RNA, 342 nt
Organism: Owenia fusiformis
Lineage: Eukaryota; Metazoa; Annelida; Polychaeta; Sabellida; Oweniidae
Source: the annotation of a GenBank genome assembly